This is a messenger RNA of Mya arenaria, 564 nucleotides long. RefSeq names its product capping protein inhibiting regulator of actin dynamics-like. The record is from RefSeq and is a predicted model, not a curated record. The transcript is spliced from 3 exons. Gene Ontology annotation, molecular function: protein binding. The coding region runs from base 1 to 564 and encodes 187 amino acids. NCBI's taxonomy places the organism in Eukaryota, Metazoa, Mollusca, Bivalvia, Myida, Myidae.
AUGGAAGAAGGGUGUGAAAAGUUGUACGCACCUAGAUCGUUCUUAGCACUAGCUUCACCUGUGUUUAAGGCUAUGUUUAAGGGGAACUUUAAGGAAAGUUGUACGGGCGUCGUGAAAAUCACCGACUUUUCAAAGAAGAACUUUUUGGAGUUUUUGCUGUGUUUGGAUCCGGGUACUAUGAAGGGGAUCAGUGGUUAUCACUUCAUCACAAAGGUUGGAGUAGGAGUGUCAGUGAGCAAACAUGUUCAAAGAGAGAUUCUCAAACACCGCUAUAGUUCAACUGCAAUUGAAACAUGUACAGGGAAAAAAACUGAGGGGAGAAAGAGAAAGGAGAGAGAGGAGGGGAAAAGUCUUAGAGACGAAGGGGAGGGAAAGAAGAUAAGGGGUAAAGAGGGGAGAAAAAGAGGAGAUUGGGAGGAGAGAAAGAGGGAGAAAAGAGGGUGGAAAAGAGAAGGGGAAGAAAGAGAGGAGAGAAAGAGGGGAGAGAUAGAGAGGGGAAAGAGAGGAGAGAAAAAGGAGGGAAGAAAGAGGGGGAAAGAGGAGAGAAAGGGAAGGAGAGAAUGA